ACAUCGAUAUACUUCGGUCAUUGUAAUAUCGAUGGCUCUCGCAGUUUUGAACCGUUUGCAAGAUUGUGUGUUUUGAUGAAACCGUGACUUAACCUCAUCUCGUGUUUUACACACUUUAUUGUUGUUUUUAACCUCAAUCAUGGCUGACAACGAUCAAGAUGUGGGAGACCGAAAUGACGGCGACAAUCAGAAAAGCGAUAAAAUGUUUACGUUAAAGAAAUGGAAUGCCGUGGCUAUGUGGAGCUGGGACGUUGAGUGUGAUACCUGUGCUAUUUGCAGAGUCCAGGUUAUGGACGCCUGUCUACGUUGCCAAGCUGAAAGCAAGAAGGAAUGGUACGGUCGACAAGACUGUGUAGUCGUGUGGGGCGAAUGCAACCAUUCGUUCCAUUACUGUUGCAUGUCACUUUGGGUCAAGCAGAACAAUCGGUGCCCGCUUUGCCAACAAGAGUGGUCUAUCCAACGAAUGGGGAAGUAAUCCGUCGCCUCUUAUUUUUUUUUUCGAGGUGAAGUUAUCCGGCUGUUGUGACGAAUUCUCGUUAUCGCCAAGAACGUACCCAUCAAAGUCCAGGGUUCACUUUGCUUUUUUCAUGCGAAUAUUAUUGCCAAUGUAUAAUAAUUAUUUCUUAAUAUAUAGGAUUUAUGAUUCUGCGUAUGUAUUUAUCGGCCAAUUUGUCUAAAUAAAAUGUCGAAUUGUACAUUUGA
Harpegnathos saltator (Jerdon's jumping ant) is the source of this 702-nucleotide messenger RNA. Its product is annotated as Regulator of cullins 2. The coding region runs from base 140 to 475 and encodes 111 amino acids. The transcript has 2 exons. The record is from RefSeq and is a predicted model, not a curated record. Gene Ontology annotation, molecular function: zinc ion binding. Lineage: Eukaryota; Metazoa; Arthropoda; Insecta; Hymenoptera; Formicidae.